Messenger RNA from Myzus persicae (green peach aphid), 2208 nucleotides. RefSeq names its product neprilysin-11-like. Gene Ontology annotation, molecular function: metalloendopeptidase activity. The transcript has 10 exons. NCBI's taxonomy places the organism in Eukaryota, Metazoa, Arthropoda, Insecta, Hemiptera, Aphididae. The record is from RefSeq and is a predicted model, not a curated record. The coding region runs from base 16 to 2208 and encodes 730 amino acids. Gene Ontology annotation, biological process: protein processing. Gene Ontology annotation, cellular component: plasma membrane.
AUCUUCACCGGCGGAAUGCUAUUAGCGUCAUCGUUUCUGGCCCUAGCUCUAACCACGUUAUACUUCAGUCAUAGAUGCAAUACGGAGAGCAUUCCAUCGUUAUCAACUAGAAAUAAUGGUUUCAUUAAGAAAUCACCAUUUAAAAUACUCAUCAAAAAUAGAAAAUAUGGAAAUGAGAACACAUUUUGCUUCACUCCCGGAUGUGUGAAUUCUGCUGUUUCAGUGAUCAACAAUAUGGACGUGACAGUAGACCCCUGUCAUGAUUUUUAUCAGUUUGCAUGUGGAAAAUUUAUAAAAUACACGAUUAUCGAAGACGACAAACCGUUUCAAACGACAUUCAGCAUUGCUGGUGAUACGCUGUUUAACAAGCUACGAAUAAUCGUUACCGAACCCAUUAAACCAGAUGAACAGAAACCCAUCAAAAUGGCAAAAUUAUUGUAUAAAUCAUGCAUGGACAAAGAAAAAAUUGAAAUGGAUGGGUUGAGACCGUUUAAGAAAAUGUUAAAAAGCCUUGGUGGAUGGCCGGUGGUGGAAGGUGAGAAAUGGAGUUAUGAUGAGUUAACGUGGAAGGACAUAGUGUACAAGAUUCGAGAAGCUGGUUACAGCGUUGACUACUUAAUUCGAUUUUCCAUCGGCAUAGAUUCGAAAAACUCCGCUAUGAGAGCAAUUGAACUAGACGAAGCGUCCUUGGCACUUAAGGGCACCGACGAAAAGAUCGUGGCGAGGUACUACAGGUACAUGGUGGACAUCGCGGUGCUGCUCGGAGCUGACCAGUACAGAGCUGUCAAGGAGCUGAAACAAUCUUUGGACUUCGAAAUACGAUUGGCCAAGAUAUCGAUGUCAGCGGAAGAGCGCCGGGACACAUCCAAUUUGUACAACCCAAUGAAACUCGCCGAUCUACAACGAAACUUCCCGACCAUACCGUGGGAAGAGUAUCUGAACAAACUGUUGUUCCCGCUAACCAUACAGAGGGACGACAUUAUAAUUGUAAACGCUCCGAAAUUCUUGUCAGAACUGGAAGUCCUCCUCUGCAGUACGCCUAAAAGAGUCCUAGCAAAUUACAUGAUUUGGAGAUUGGUCACGCAGUGCGUAAAUUUUUUAACUGAUCAAUUGAGAAAAAGAGAGUUGGAGUUUCUCACUGAGCAAAGCGGCAAGACUGAACGAGAGCCGAGAUGGAAAGAAUGCGUGGGUAUCAGUUCUGAUAGAUUUUCAUUGGCUAUUGGAUCGUUGUACGUUAAACAAUUUUUCGACGAAAGGGCCAAAAAGGAAGCCUUAGAAAUGGUGGACGGUAUCAGGAAGGAAAUGUUCAAAAUAUUAUCAUCAAACGAUUGGAUGGACGACGAAACAAGGAAACACGCGAUAGACAAAGCGAAUGCGAUGACCAGUCACAUUGGAUACCCCGACGAAUUAUUAGACGACUGCAAGUUGAAUGCGUUUUAUGAAAAUCUCGAAGUCAACGACAAAGACUACUUUGCAUCGAUAAUGAAUUUUACUAAAUUCAUCACUCACUACAGUUUUUCGUUACUAAGGCAACCUGUAAAUAAAUCGGAUUGGAUUAAUCACAGCAAAACAGCAAUUAUUAAUGCGUUUUACAGUUAUGAUGAAAACAGUAUCCAGUUACCCGCCGGUAUCUUACAAGGUGUCUUUUUCUCCAGCGAUCGUCCUCGGUACAUGAAUUACGGUGCCAUUGGAUUUGUGAUCGGUCACGAGAUCACCCACGGUUUUGAUGACCAAGGCAGAAAGUACGACAAGCAUGGUAACCUGGUCGACUGGUGGGCAAAUGAGACAAAGAAACGCUUCUUGGAGAAGGUGUUGUGCAUCAUCAAACAGUAUGGAAAUUACACUGCUGAUGAGGUCGGUCUCAAGUUGAACGGCAUCAAUACUCAGGGUGAGAACAUCGCGGACAAUGGUGGCUUGAAACAAGCGUACAACGCGUACAAAGUGUGGGCCCGACGACACGGCGACGAACCGCGGCUGCCCGGGCUCCAGGACUACACACCUCAGCAGAUGUUCUGGGUGAGUGCCGCCAACGUGUGGUGUUCCAAAUACCGCCCGGAAGCACUCAAGACCGACAUCGCCACUAAUUCUCACUCGCCCGACCGUUUCCGGGUCAUCGGUCCGUUCUCCAACCUGGAAGACUUCAGUAAAGACUUCCGAUGUCCGCUGGGUUCCAACAUGAACCCGGUCAACAAGUGCCAGGUGUGGUGA